AGUGCAUGUUUCCGCGGUGUGUUUCAACAUUGCAGGCAGGGAGCCUUGACAAAACCAUAGAAGUGUUGGCAGUUUCUCACAAGGAGGUUGUUGAAUUUGACAGCUCUUGGAGAGGAGGGAAGCCACUGCCUGAGGAGAGAAGACUCUGGGUCAGAGGCAGCUGCAGCCACCUCCAACACGAAGGAUUUGCCUUGGUUUUUUGAUGCCUGCCUGGAAUACACUCCAACCUGUUGCUGCAGAACCACCUCAUUACAACCACUCCUGAGGCUGAGGAGCUAAUACUACCUCUACCCUUGUUACAUCCAGUGCAAAAUAUGUCUUCUUUUGGGAAUACAACACAGGCCACUUUUACCACAACUCCUGACCACUGCAACAUAACCAACCCGGUUACAUAUAAAAUCCUCUCAUGGCUGAUGAUUGGAGAGUUCUCGCUGGGUCUGCCUCUCAACUUGUCUGUCCUCUACAUCUUCCUCUUCAGGUUCAAGUUCUGGAAGACUAACAGCAUCUUCCUCUUCAACAUUGUGGUGGCUGAUUUCCUGCUGGUCGCCUGUCUUCCAUUCAAGGCCUACCACUACCAGGUUGGCAAGAGGCGCAGCGAGAACAAGCUGGUGUGUAAGACCAUGCUCUUCAUGCUGUUCCUCAACCGAGGAGCCAGCAUCGCCUUCCUCACCACCCUGUCCAUUGAUCGCUACUUCAACGUGGUCCACCUCGGGAGGAGGAACUUCGUCAAGAUCCUGAAGAAAUCUCCUCAGGUUUCCGUCGUCAUCUGGCUCUUGCUUCUGCCCCUCACCAUCCCCACCAUGGUCAAGACCUUCGAGUGCUGUAACAGCCACGGCCGUGUGGUCGAGACCUAUUUCCACGAUGUGACCGACACUUUCAGAGAAGUAGUCUUCUUCACACAGAUCAUCAUCCCCUUCAUCAUCUUAGUCUACUGUACGGUGCGCGUUGUCAACCGGCUGAAGAAGAAAACGGUCGGGGAUAAGACUAAACUGAGGAGAGCGGUCUUCCUGGUCACUUCGGUUGUGCUUGUCUUCUCGCUGUGUUUCCUGCCCUGCACUAUAGCCAGAGCCGUGCUGCUGGCCGUCCGGCUCAAGGAGUGGCAGGUGACGGAGGACACAGUGGUCCAGGUCUACGACAGCCUCAUGGUUUUCUCCUACAUCGACUGCCUGCUGGACCCGCUGGUCUACUGCUUCUGUUACUCAGGCUUUAAAGACGCCUACAUGUCCACCUUCUGUCCCGCUGUGAUUCUGCGGAGAAUGCCAAAUAUUGACUUCGGCAUAAGAACUACAACAUCAACUGCUACUUCUGGAGGCAGAUCCACUCCCUUGCAGAUGAUGGUGGUGAAAUGA
Molecule: messenger RNA, 1349 nt
Organism: Myripristis murdjan (pinecone soldierfish)
Lineage: Eukaryota; Metazoa; Chordata; Actinopteri; Holocentriformes; Holocentridae
Product: 12-(S)-hydroxy-5,8,10,14-eicosatetraenoic acid receptor-like
Exons: 3
Coding region: 315-1349 (344 amino acids)
Biological process (GO): G protein-coupled receptor signaling pathway
Cellular component (GO): membrane
Molecular function (GO): G protein-coupled receptor activity
Source: RefSeq, a predicted model, not a curated record